This is a messenger RNA of Manihot esculenta (cassava), 3034 nucleotides long. Its product is annotated as RHOMBOID-like protein 8. NCBI's taxonomy places the organism in Eukaryota, Viridiplantae, Streptophyta, Magnoliopsida, Malpighiales, Euphorbiaceae. Gene Ontology annotation, molecular function: serine-type endopeptidase activity. The transcript is spliced from 6 exons. Bases 75 to 1232 code for a protein of 385 amino acids. Gene Ontology annotation, cellular component: membrane. The record is from RefSeq and is a predicted model, not a curated record. Gene Ontology annotation, biological process: proteolysis.
GAGCUUCCAUUACUGCAGUUUUACUCCCCUAGCAACUGCAACGCUCACGCUUCACACUCUCUUGCACAAGGGAAAUGGAAGAAACGCCCAAACUGGAUACCAACAUCCAAAUAAACCCGGCGGCGGAGGCGGAGACGACAUCUCCCUUGGAUUUCAUCGACUCUCUUCAAGACCUCAAGACGCCUUUCUUCAAAUCCCGCUCUCGCAGAAGAAGAAGCGAUACAUGGGUCAUUUCCAUGUUCGUUAUCUUCCACCUCAUAGCCUUCGUCGCCACCAUGAUCGUUAACGAUUGCUGGACUAACUCUCAUGGUGAUUGCUCUGUCACGGUCCUCAGAAGGAUGUCAUUCCAGCCCCUCUCCGAGAAUCCCCUGCUCGGCCCCUCUCCUUCUACCCUAGAUAAAAUGGGGGCUCUUCGCAAGACGUUGUUGUUGGAACAUCAAACUUGGCAUCUUUUCUCAUGUCCAUGGUUGCACGCUGGGCUUAUCCACCUUAUCAUCAAUCUUGCAGGUGUUAUCUUCUUAGGGAUUUACCUGGAGCAAGAGUUUGGGCCAUUGAGGGUUGGCUUAAUCUACAUUUUUUCUGCCUUUUUCGGUACAUUGGUGACUGCACUUUUUGUGCGAGAUAGCCCAAUAGUUAGUUCCUCUGGUGCUCAACUUGGAUUACUUGGGGCUACAAUUUCUGCACUUGUAAGGAACUGGAGAAUUUACACUAAUAAGUUUGUAGCUGUGAUGAUACUUUUUGCUGUCUUUGCGUGUAAUUUCAUGCUUGGGUUGCUACCUUACAUAGACAACUAUUCAAAUAUCGGGGGUUUAAUAUCAGGAUUUCUACUUGGAUUUGCACUUUUGUUCACUCCUCAGCUGAGACAAGUAGCUCAAAACAAAUCAGGUCUUUAUGAUUCUGGUGUGAAAAGUUCCUUUAACUGGAAGCAGAAACUGGACAGGCCUGUGAUGAGGAGUGUUUCUCUUCUUGUGUUUGCUUUCCUACUUGUUGGAUUUCUUGUGGCAGCACUCCUGGGUGUCAAUAUAAGCCAGUAUUGCCAGUGGUGUGCAUACUUUGACUGCCUUCCUUCCAAAAGGUGGAACUGCAAUGAUGUGACCACUUCUUGUGAGAUCAUGUUAAGUGAUACAGAGUUGACUUUGACUUGCCUUGCUAACGGCAACUUCAGGGUAUUCCCUUAUACCAACAUUUCAGAUGCAAGGAAAAAGGAUAUCUGCACUCUAAUAUGCUCCUGAAAACUCGCAUAUUUGGUUGAUUUUUCUCUGUUGUUCAGUGUUCUGAUUUGGCAAGUAGGCCAAUUUUGUAACAACAUCUGAAAACUGUAUAGACUCAAAAAUAAUAAAUGCUCUUUUGAUUGUUGGUAUUUUGUAGAAUGCAAGGCAAAGGCUCAUUUGUGCUUACAUUCAGAAAAACAAAAAUAAUACCUAUUCGAAAAUCUCAGAAUCUACGCAAGCCUUAUUAUACAUAUCCACCAUAAAUCUCUUCAGCCUUCGCUCUUCAUAUAUCUUCAUCAAUGAGAAUCAACAAGCGCCCAUGGCCUAAUGGAUAAGGCGCCUGACUUCUAAUCAGGCGAUUGUGGGUUCGAGUCCCACUGGGCGUGUUUCUCCCUUUUCUUUAUUAGCAUUUGCUGCAAAUUCAAUGUAAACAUCAGCAGUCAUUCUUUUUGUAUUUGCUAUUUUAUUUGCUGGAUUAACAGACAAAUUAUGACAUGCGGCUGAGGCUUCACACUUCACAGACUAUUAUAUUUAUACACGUACAGUGGCCUCCCCUCAGCCGCAAUGCUUUUAGGCUUUUAGUAUAGGAUUUGAGUACACAUACAACAACUGUCUUUAUAUAAAAAAAAGCAUCUAAUAAUGUGGGCCUAUAACAACCCUACACCUCUACGUUCAUUCUUUUUUCGUUGGGUAUUCCUCCCCCCUAACGCCAAUCCCUUCCUUGCCAUGAAAAGUGAAGCAGACCUUCACGUUUCCAUCAACUAAAAAAUUUUCAACUCAGCCGAGAAGCCCCCACUUUUUCUAUACUUAAUUUUGAUCUCUGGUCAUUAAACAACAGCUGGCUAGCUGUGGCUGUUAAUCACUAGGAUUUUCAAUUAAGAUUUAUUAACUAACUAACCCUUUUCUUUAAGUGAAUAAUUUGUGGCAAACAGAUACAAUGGGUUGAAAAGAGCUUUGGGACCAAAUCUCUAAAGCUGAAAUUGAACGCUAGAUUUGAUUUCUUUUAGAUUGGACCACUUAAACAUGCAGCAGCUAUGUGUCCAAAUUUAAAACACACAGGCAAGGCUUAUCGGAAAUUUUCUUUCAAGGUGAAAUGUUUAACAUUCAGAUACUGAACACCUGAACUGGUUUAGUCAGUCCUUGUCACGAUCACCAAAUAUGUCAGCUGUCAAGAUUUAUUUUGCUAGCAAUAGCAUAUACAUAUAUGUUAUGCACCAUUGAGGUUCCAACCACUAAUUUUGCAACAUCUGUAAUGUUCCCAUUAGGUUUGAGCCAAUCAGUCAAAUGGCUUAACCAUAUUGGAGUUCAAAUUGUAGAUCAAAAUCACAAUCAUGAAAAAGUGAAAGCACCCUCUCCCCCACCCCUAUGCUGCUCAUUAGAUACCCCAUUUACAAAAAGCCUAUAUGCUCUGCUCUUUACUUGCUUUUCUAUAAAUGCUUAGUUGAUGGUUUAAACUUGUUACAUGAUUAUACUUAAUAUAUAUAUAUAUAUAUAUAUAUAUCUGUCAGGAGAUGAAAGGAACCUGCAGUGGGAGGGAAUCCUGCAGUGGGAUUUUGCCUAUUUGAAUCAAAAAGGCAAAGAGAACCCCUCACCAUUCAUCUUAGUCAAACAGAUAUAAUGGUUUUUAGGAUCUAGCCCCAAAGGGUAUGAUAAUUGGGUCAUUUCUUCCCAUUUCAUCAUUUUCUAUUCUUCUUCUAGUUUCUUUUUCAAAUAUCAUAUAUGCUUAUUGAUUGACCCUUCCCUUCUUUCUUCUCAUCAUUCUUUCUUCCCAAAUUUUAUAGGGGCUUUUGAAGUGUCAAAAAAAAUAUUGUGGUUUUAUUUAU